Anopheles arabiensis is the source of this 753-nucleotide messenger RNA. RefSeq names its product trypsin-7-like. The transcript has a single exon. The record is from RefSeq and is a predicted model, not a curated record. Gene Ontology annotation, molecular function: serine-type endopeptidase activity. Gene Ontology annotation, biological process: proteolysis. The coding region runs from base 1 to 753 and encodes 250 amino acids. NCBI's taxonomy places the organism in Eukaryota, Metazoa, Arthropoda, Insecta, Diptera, Culicidae.
AUGAGGCCAGUUACUGUGUUGCUUGUGGUGCUUCUCAGCACCUUCCUACUCGGUCUAGUGCAGGCUCAAAAUGAAGUAGCUGAAGCCAGCAUCUACCAGUACCAGUUCGUUGUAGCUAUUACCUACGCACGCCAGCUUCAUGGCAAUGGAGUGAUCCUGUCGAAAAGAUGGAUCCUAUCAUCCGCCAGCACGUUCUACAGGUACUCGUUCACCGAGUACACGGUAGCGGUCGGUGCUGAGGACUACCAGGACCAAGCCACCUGGUACGAGGUGGAACAUGGCUACAAACAUCCCAAGUACAUUGGUUCGGACUAUAACAUUGCGGUGGUGCUAAUUCGCGGCAGUAUCGAGUACACUUCCCGGGUCCAGCCCAUCCAUCUGCCCACCAGCAAUCCGGACGGGGUCGAAGCGGCAACAAUGCUUUCGUUUGGUGGAAGUGAAGAACACCAGGCCCAUCUUCGGCAAGCCAAGCUGGUGCUAACGACGGAUCAAAGCUGUAUCGAUCAGCAGGCAGAUUUCCUGGCCAAGCAGUACAUCUGGGAUGGUGUGGGGUACUGUGCGCUGCCCGAACCGGGCACCACGAUUGAUCUGUGGCACAUCGCGACGGGAGCUCCGAUUGUGGCGGACCGGGUGCUGUAUGCAGUGUUUGCCAAGCAUGUGGCAAGUGACCACAAGGGGCAGGAGGUUGCUACACGCAUUUGGCACUUUAAGGAUUGGAUCACGACCACCACGGACGUUUCGUGGGAUUAUUAA